Molecule: messenger RNA, 396 nt
Organism: Cooperia oncophora
Lineage: Eukaryota; Metazoa; Nematoda; Chromadorea; Rhabditida; Trichostrongylidae
Source: the annotation of a GenBank genome assembly
AUGAGCUUGAAGCUCUUCACCUACAGUACAAUUAGUGUAGAAAGCCAACGAGCUCCUGGUUCGUACGCCAUAACUGUGAAGACAACAGAUGAUCACGUUGUACAUAUUUUGAUUCAAAAGAAGGCCGAUACUGGGAUGUACCAUGUGGGAGGUGGUGACGAAUUUCGAACAGUUGGCGAGCUCUUGGCGCACUAUAAUAAUAAUCCAAUGGUUGAAGAGGGUAGCCAACGUGUAGUGCACUUGAUGAAUCUGGUUCCGUCGACUUGCGUUCCUGCAGACGCAAUUGACGAACGCAUUCGUCUGUUGGAGGAAAUCGAUCCAGUCACGAAAAAGUCUGGCUUCUUGGAGGAAUUUGAGGUGAUAGAUGUGAAACGUUGUCUUAUUAUCAUGCUGUAG